UUCUCGAUAAUAUCCGCUCAUACUUUUCGGUUAGCAAUUCUGGUAGGUUGUUUUGCUGGGUUUAUUUUUCAGGCUCUCGAGUUUGUUAAAUUCUAUUAUGAAUAUCAAACUUCAGUGGAAAUCAAGAUCGAAUCUGCUGAUAAUAUAUCUUUACCAUCUGUUACAUUCUGCUAUAAGCAAAAAUUCAAUUUUUCGCACUGGUGUGUAAUUAGGCCCGAUGAUUGUUGUAAAGAUGUAGGCACUAUGGAAGAAGUGAUUAAAUGGAAUAAUUAUAUGUACUCACUGGACGGAACAGAGAUGAAAGAUGCUGGAGUACAUCUUGACAAAAUUCUAGUUAUGUGCUCUUAUGAGGGGGACGAUAAUUGUCAGCCUAUUUACAAGACCUGUACUACCUCCUAUGGAAAUUGCUAUACCAUUAACAGUGACUGGAGACCCACAGCUGUUGUCAGGAAUUUACAUAACAUAUCUAAAUUGAAAAGAGGUAAUAAGAUUCAUAUGUAUCUCUACUUAUACCUGGACCCAAACGUCAGUUUUCCUGCAGGUAAUAAUGCAGUUAUUGGAUUUAGUACACCAGACUCAAUUCCUGAUAUGAAAAACGAUAUGUAUCUUUUGAAACCUGGGAAAAUGUAUACUUUUUCUGUAUCUCAGGAAGUGGUUGCUGACUCCAGCUUCCUGGGAAAGUGCAAUACUUACAAUGCUGCAUCCAGUAAUAAAACUAUUUCACACCUGUUACCACCCCCUUAUGUCACUAACUGUACUGACUAUGAUAAAAUGGGAAGGGCAUCUUUUCGGGGUGGCUUACUAACACAACAGACCUGUUAUAUGGAGUGUGUUGCCAACCUAACUUUCGAGAUUUGUGGUUGUAUUUAUCGAGAUUAUCCUCAUUUGUUUGAAUUACCAGGGCCAGUUCGUCUCUGUGAAAAGUCUAAGGAAGAAGGAGUGUGCAAUACAAAUCCACUAAUAUCAGACACAAUUGAUGCACGCCAUUAUUGUGAAGGCGUAUGCCGUACUCCAUGCAGGUUAGUGUUACCUCCAGCAUGCCCUCAUAUGAUCCAAGCUGGACUGUGGAUCUCUGGUCUAUGGUUCUACCAGGUCAUCUGCCUUGAAGAUGGUGGACCCGGUGCACCAUCUGGGGCUUUGGUACUGCACGAGGGCUUUCAGCACUUCACCAGUACAAAAUUUGUACACCAAGUCCCAUGA
Molecule: messenger RNA, 1200 nt
Organism: Limulus polyphemus (Atlantic horseshoe crab)
Lineage: Eukaryota; Metazoa; Arthropoda; Merostomata; Xiphosura; Limulidae
Exons: 10
Coding region: 244-1200 (318 amino acids)
Biological process (GO): sodium ion transmembrane transport
Cellular component (GO): membrane
Molecular function (GO): ligand-gated sodium channel activity
Source: RefSeq, a predicted model, not a curated record